This is a messenger RNA of Cuculus canorus (common cuckoo), 3136 nucleotides long. RefSeq names its product complement receptor type 1-like. The record is from RefSeq and is a predicted model, not a curated record. Bases 263 to 2389 code for a protein of 708 amino acids. The transcript is spliced from 14 exons. NCBI's taxonomy places the organism in Eukaryota, Metazoa, Chordata, Aves, Cuculiformes, Cuculidae.
AAUGAUUUAGGGGUCAACUGGCACAACUCUGGAUUCAGUGGAAUUCAUACUUUUCUGCGUGGAGCCGUAGCGGAGCAUGUAGGCGUAUGGUUAACUCCUCCUUCAGCGCUGGGGGGACUGGAGGAGGGCAGUCAUCGCUUUGUCUUGCCCAAGUAGAACACGCCGUCUCGCUGCAUCUCCUGCUGCCGGGCUUCCAGAUAUUUGCCCUAGAAAAAAAGGAUGUGGUGACUUCUGUGGGAUCUCCAGGCAGGAAUAAAGAAAGAUGCCAGCUUUGGAGCUGCGGAGGCAGAGGGAUCGCACCGCUGUCCUUGGGUUAUUCCUCAUCGCUGCUCUUGUUGCGGCUGUCCAGAGUGCCUGCGAUGCUCCACCGCGUCUCCCAUCUGCAGAACUGAAAGAGCAAUUCCAAGGCAUUGCCACAUUUCCCUUUAAUUCAGUGGUGGAAUACGUCUGUCGUCCAGGUUACACAAAAAAUGCUAACACCCGAAACACCCUCAUUUGUGGGAGGAACACUCGGUGGCACGGAACAAAGGAGAUGUGUAUACCAAAGCCGUGCCCCUACCCUGGAGAGCCAACCAAUGGCAGACUGGUCCUGGCAGAAAAGUUCUUUUUUGGUUCAUCGGCAAAUUUCACCUGCAACACUGGGUACAGACUUGUUGGAAAUUCUGAAAUUUACUGUGUCAUUAAAAAUGGGGUCGUUACAUGGGAUCGAGAUAUCCCCAUCUGCGAGGCGAUCCCGUGCUUACCCCCUCCAGAAAUAGCUAAUGGAGAGCACAGCGGAGCUGGCCAAGACCAGUUUGAGUACGGAGCGUCUGUCACUUACUGGUGCCACACUGCCAAAAGGGGAGAGAGACCUUUCUCGCUGGUGGGAGAUGCCUCUAUUUUCUGUACAACCACAGAUAACAUCAACGGUGUCUGGAGCAAGGCAGCCCCGGAGUGCAAAGUGGUGAACUGUGAGCAUCCAGCUGUGGAGAACGGGAGGCUGCUGAGCGGGUACCAGGCUGAGUACACCUACAGGGACACUGUCAUGUUCGACUGCAACUUCCGCUACGCCAUGAACGGCAGCGAAACUUCCAUGUGCAAAGAGAACGGCCUCUGGGACCCUCCGCUGCCGCUCUGCCAGCGCAGCAGCUGUGAUGACCCUCCAGACGUGUGGAAUGCUGUUAAAGCAAAACUUGCUGGCAAUUUGUUUCCGGUGGAGACCGUCAUCACCUAUGAGUGCAGGGAGGGCCACCAGUUCAGCCCGGGAGAAACCACGCGGCACAUUAAGUGUCUGCCGGAUUUUACAUGGACUGAAACUCCAAAUCCUUGCGAAAGAAUUCGUUGCCCAGAUCCAGACAUGGGGAACGGAAGGCCCGUAAACACAUGGGAAAAGAAAGAUGACUACAGGUAUGGAGACAGACUGGAAAUUACGUGCAAUGACGGCUACGCUUUCAAAGGUCGCAGCGGUAACGUUGUGCUUCGGUGCACAAGUGAUGGUAGAUGGGAGCCAGCAGUACCGGAGUGCACUCCAGAACCUCGUUGCCCAAGGCCAGAUAUUGCUCAUGGAAGAGAAGUUUAUACAAGCACAAAUGGCUACACAGUUGGGACCCGACUGAGGCUGAUGUGUGAUUCAGGCUAUGUCCUCAGAGGCCAGGACUCAACUGAGUGUCGGGCUAAUGCAAGCUGGGCUCCCGCGUUACCGUUUUGUGAUAAAGCCUGCGUCCCCCCUCCACAAAUCCCCAACGGGCAGCACUCUGGCUCGGGAAGGGAGCACUUCCCCUACGGCACAGAGGUGACGUACAGCUGUGCCGAGGGUCUGUCCCUCAUCGGGGACGCCUCCAUCCACUGUACCUCUGAUGAUGGGGAGGACCUGGUGUGGAGCGGACCUGCCCCGGAGUGCAGGGUGGUUCGGUGCCCCAAGCCCACAGUCGAGAGAGGAAGGAUGACUCCGCAGAAGUUCAUGUUUUCCUACGGGGUGGACGUGCGGUUCUCCUGUGAUGAAGGCUUCAAGCUGCAGGGCUCUGCCGAGAGCCGGUGCCAGGCUGAUGGCACCUGGCACCCUCCCCUGCCCACCUGCCAGCCGGUUUACUGUAUCCGACCCUCAGUACAAGAGGACCCACUGAUUUACACUUCUAGAUUGCGAUAUGAGGUGAAUGAAACGCUGUCCUUCGUCUGCAGACAAGGUAUCCGUCAACCAGUGACUUCAGAAAGUACCUGCUCAGCUAACGGCACGUGGGUACCACCACCCACUUGUAAAAAACGUGAUACAUGUGAGAAGAUUCUUCAAAACAGGGAAGCGUUCCAGUGUGGAAUUCCUCUGGAAGAACUGAAAACUCUGCUGGAAGUCCAGAAACUGUACCUGGAGAUCCGGAAACUGGAAUUGGAGCUAAGACCCGCAGGAUAUGGCUGACUGUCGUCGCUGCUAUCAUAUGAACCCCCCUCUUCGUGCGUUGUAUAAUCAUGUUGACAGGAUUUUGUUUAUGACUUUAUAAUUCAUGCUGAUACUUAAGUAGCCAGAACAAAAAUCACCUAUCAAGGAACCUUGUUUGGUCAUAUGGGGAGUCAGAAAGUGUGGACUUCUGGCUGCCUCUACUAGAGCUCACUAGGUUAGGUUUGUACUUCACUUUAUACCUUUCAAAGCUUUGCAUUUAGGUAUGUUUCUUAUACUGAUGAGUGCACAGAAAAGAACUGAGUGGGAAGUAAAGGUCUGCCAGAGCCUUGCAGACACGGUACAGACAGGUAUGAGCAUGGUGAGACCAACCCACACCUGUCCCACCGCUCUUCAGCUGCAAUGCCGUAUAGCCCAGUGCUGUUCUAUUCGGAUCCAUCACAUUCAUUGCCGCGGACAAGCACGUAACUGCCUGAUUGCUGUCACCUUCAGAGCAGGUGAAGAAAACCUCAAAGCCCCUUUUCUAGCAAAACAAAAACGCCAGAUUUCCUUCUCAAGGAGGACAGAUCUACCUGAGGCUGCGAUACUGCUGCUCGCUGCAUCCUUCUGUGUGCACCGAGAGCUGUUGUUGGAAAUAGAAGUGUAAAGCAAAAGCAGCGGCUGAACAGUUCUGUGAUGUCCAUUACAGGGGAAGCACUCUGUGAGCAGGCGCCUGGUGAUGGGUCAGCCCUUCAGUGCAACGUUAUAAUAAAGCUGCGAUUGUAACGA